Uncinocarpus reesii 1704 is the source of this 1737-nucleotide messenger RNA. RefSeq lists its product as uncharacterized. The coding region runs from base 1 to 1737 and encodes 578 amino acids. The transcript has 3 exons. The record is from RefSeq and is a predicted model, not a curated record. NCBI's taxonomy places the organism in Eukaryota, Fungi, Ascomycota, Eurotiomycetes, Onygenales, Onygenaceae. Gene Ontology annotation, biological process: adenosine catabolic process; inosine biosynthetic process. Gene Ontology annotation, molecular function: adenosine deaminase activity.
AUGGCGCCGCCAGCUAAAAGCCAUGUUGCUGAUGACUGGGAAGCCGAAGAGGGCAUUCCCCGCUUCGAAGAUGCGUUUAUUCAGAAAUACCUCCAGGGCCGAGAGGCACUUAUUGAAGAGGAAAGAAAACAGAGACACGACGUACAUUUUAGAAAUGCCCUGUCGCCCGUGGUGAGGGAGGCUUGUCGCAUUGUCGAAUACAUCCGGGCUAAAGAGCUGAGGGAUGUAUGGACCAGGGAUGUCAAAAACGAAUUGGGCGAUGAGAUCUUGUUUCCGGGGAUGAUGUUUCGGUUGGCGAGAGAUCGGAUGGAGAAAACUGACCUGUGGAAGAUUAUGAAACGGAUGCCGAAAGGCGCGUUGUUACAUGGGCAUUUAGAGGCGAUGGUUGACUUGGACCUUCUUAUUGACCAAGUCAUGUCUCUGCCUGGAAUGUAUAUGGCAGCUUCAAGCCCUUUGGUGUCGAAAAGGGAUCUCGAGGUCAGCUCGCUACAAUUCAAAUACUUCUCGGCGCCACCCUCAGGUUCCCAGUCUCCUACGCUUUGGGAUGGGGAUUAUCAAUCUUUGACAUUUCUGCCUGUGCAGGAGGUUGCCGCUACGUUUCCUGACGAGGGCAGAGAAGGGUUUCGCGAAUGGUUAAAAAGCCGAUGUACGAUUGGUUAUGAGGCUUCACUCAAUCAUCACCAUGGCAUAGAUGCAAUUUGGGAGAUCUUUGGACGAACUUUCGAAGUGGUGGACUCGAUUCUGUAUUACGAACCUAUCUUCCGUGCCUGCUUGCAACGGAUGUUGGCCGAGCUUCAUGAAGAUGGGAUCCGAUAUGUUGAAUUUCGGUUGGCGUUUGACUUUGAAUAUCGACGGGACAAGUGUGACACCGCUGAAGAAGAUUACAUCGAGCUUUUUGAAGUCUUUGAUGAAGAGGUCGAGAAGUUCAAGAGUUCUGAAGCUGGAAAAGGAUUUUAUGGGGCUAGGAUGAUCUGGACCACCAUUCGAAGAUACUCGAAUAGGGAGAUUGCGGAGAGCAUGAAGCAGUGCAUCCUGACAAAGAGGGAGUUCCCUGACCUUAUUGCAGGAUUUGAUUUAGUUGGACAAGAAGACGAGGGCAGGCCCCUUGCUGAUCUAGUGCCUUUACUGUUCUGGUUCAAGAAACAAUGUGCUCUUGAAGAGGUGGAAAUUCCCUUUUUCUUUCACGCCGGAGAAUGUUUAGGAGAUGGUGAUGAAACGGACCGGAAUCUCUAUGAUGCCAUUCUAUUAGGCACUCGGAGACUAGGGCAUGCCUUCUCCCUUUAUAAGCACCCGCUUUUGAUUGACUUGGUGAAGGAAAGGAGGAUUCUUAUCGAGUGUUGUCCCAUCUCCAACGAAAUCCUGAGGCUAACCAGCUCGAUCAUGGCGCAUCCUCUCCCAGCUUUGUUAGCUAGAGGAGUUCCGGUAGCUCUAUGUAACGACGAUCCAGCCACGCUCGGCUGUGGCAAGAAUGGGCUCACGCAUGACUUUAGCCAGGUCCUCUACGGACUCGAGAACACCGGACUUUCCGGGAUUGCGACUAUGGCAGAAAAUUCCAUUCGAUGGAGCUGUUUCGAGGAUCAAAACCAGGCGGGAUGGCUUAAAGAUAUCAAGGACGGAAUAACAGGCAGCGGCGUGAAGGCUGCUCGGCUCAAGGAUUGGAACGUGGAGUUUGAACGGUUCUGUCAGUGGGUAGUGUUGGAAUUCGGUCCAGAGGUCCCCGGAGAGAAUGAAUCAUGA